This is a messenger RNA of Manis javanica (Malayan pangolin), 2075 nucleotides long. RefSeq names its product La ribonucleoprotein 6, translational regulator (gene LARP6). Gene Ontology annotation, molecular function: mRNA binding. Gene Ontology annotation, cellular component: ribonucleoprotein complex; nucleus. Gene Ontology annotation, biological process: RNA processing. Lineage: Eukaryota; Metazoa; Chordata; Mammalia; Pholidota; Manidae. The record is from RefSeq and is a predicted model, not a curated record.
CCGCCCUCGCCCCCUCGUCGCAGCGGCCCCCGCCCGGCUGGCUCGGCCUCGGGGCGCGGGGAGCCGGCGACGCCGUGUUCCCGGCCGGCCCGCGAGCCAUGGCCCAGCCCGGCGAGGAGGCCCUGCCCGGGCCCGAGACCGCGGUGCAGAUCCGCGUCGCCAUCCAGGAGGCCGAGGACGUGCAGCAGCCGGAGGACCAAGAGGAGGGGGCGGAGGCGCAGGGCGCGGGGGACCCGGCCCGGUACCUGAGCCCCGGCUGGGGCAGCGCCAGCGAGGAGGAGCCGAGCCGCGGGCCCAGUGGCCUGACGGCAAGUGAGAACGAGCACGAGGACGCAGAGCAGGAGGACGCAGAGCAGGACUGGAAGCCCCCAGACGAGGAGUUAAUCAGGAAACUCGUGGAUCAGAUUGAAUUCUACUUUUCUGAUGAAAACCUGGAGAGGGACGCCUUCCUGCUGAAGCACGUGAGGAGGAACAAGCUGGGAUACGUGAGUGUUAAACUACUCACGUCCUUCAAAAAGGUGAAGCACCUCACACGGGACUGGAGAACCACAGCACAUGCCUUGAAGUACUCAGGGAUCCUCGAGCUGAAUGAGGACCACCGGAAGGUGAGGAGGACCACCCCUGUCCCACUCUUCCCCAAUGAGAACCUCCCCAGCAAGAUGCUUCUGGUCUAUGACCUCUACCUGUCCCCUAAGCUGUGGGCCCUGGCUGCCCCCCAGAAGAAUGGAAGGGUGCAGGAGAAGGUGAUGGAACACCUGCUUAAGCUCUUUGGCACCUUUGGCGUCAUCUCCUCAGUGCGGAUCCUCAAGCCUGGGAGAGAGCUGCCCCCUGAUAUCCGGAGGAUCAGCAGCCGGUACAGCCAGGUGGGGACCCAAGAGUGCGCCAUCGUGGAGUUUGAGGAGGUGGAGGCGGCCAUCAGAGCCCAUGAGUUCAUGAUCACAGAAUCUCAGGGCAGGGAGAGCAUGAAAGCUGUCCUGAUUGGGAUGAAGCCACCCAAAAAGAAACCUCCCAAAGACAAGAACCAAGAUGAGGAGCCCACUGCGAGCAUCCACCCGAGCAAGUCCCUGAACAAGAGAGUUGAGGAGCUUCAAUACAUGGGUGAUGAGUCUUCCGCCAACAGCUCCUCCGACCCUGAGAGCAACCCCACAUCCCCAAUGGCUGGCCGGCGGCAUGCGGUCACCCACAAGCUCAGCCCUUCUGGCCACCAGAAUCUCUUUCUGAGCCCAAAUGCCUCCCCAUGCUCGAGUCCUUGGAGCAGCCCCUUGGCUCAACGCAGAGGCGUUUCCAGAAAAUCCCCACUGGCUGAGGAAGGUAGGUUGAACUCUGGGACCAGCCCUGAGAUCCUCCGCAAGUGCACAGAUUAUUCCUCGGACAGCAGCGCCACCACCCCCUCCGGCAGCCCCUGGGUUCGGCGGCGCCGCCGAGCCGAGAUGGGGCCACAGGAGAAGAGCCCUGGCGCGAGUCCCCUGCUCUCUCGGAAGGUGCAGGCUGCAGACGGGUUCCCUGUGCGGGUGCUGAGGCUGCCCAGAGGCCCCGACAACACCAGAGGAUUCCACAACGGACACGAGAGAGGCCGGGCCUGUGUAUAAAUAUCUCCUAUUUUUAAUAUCAGCUCCACUGAAAACAACCUUUGUUUUCAAGAUUCUGACAAAUACUUGGCAUGACAUAGAAUGAAAUUAAGUCCCCUUUGAAAGAUUUUGUAUACAUGUAGUCCUCUUAAUUUAUAUAUUUGUAAUGUAUAUAGAUUGUCUGGUACGCUAUGGUUUUAAGACUGUCCUUUAGUUCAGAACACCCUCUCCUCCCAGCACGGCCAUUGUUUUGACGAUGCCCGACGAGUGUGAAUGUUCUGUUUCUGCAAGACUGUGGGGGCACAAGCACCCCAGGGAAGGCCUGGCAGCACGUCUCUUCUUUGGGGAAGGGUUCUUCCCUGCAGUGGCUGGGCUGUCCCUGGUUGACCAGGCAACAUCUUCCAGAGAGUUCUGUUGUGCAACAGCAACUAGGUAAGCCAGCAGCAUGGUGUGUUCAUAGGAUCAAAUGUAUGUUUCCUGUCAAAUGAAUAAAUACUAAAACACCAA